Messenger RNA from Ochotona princeps (American pika), 2339 nucleotides. It is a transcript of the gene ZBTB45, whose product is annotated as zinc finger and BTB domain containing 45. NCBI's taxonomy places the organism in Eukaryota, Metazoa, Chordata, Mammalia, Lagomorpha, Ochotonidae. Bases 286 to 1824 code for a protein of 512 amino acids. Gene Ontology annotation, biological process: negative regulation of transcription by RNA polymerase II; regulation of cytokine production; regulation of immune system process. The transcript is spliced from 3 exons. Gene Ontology annotation, molecular function: protein binding. The record is from RefSeq and is a predicted model, not a curated record.
CGCUCCCCCCGGCGCCGCAGCGGCCGAGGCUUGGGUUCCGCCGGCGUAGCGGCCCGGAAGCGUGGCCUCGGUGCUGCAGAGCCGGAGGCAGUCGCGGCGGGGUCUGUGCCCAAGGAAGAGCCGGAGGUGGGGUCGGGCGCGCAUCCCCUGCUGCAGGGCCUAGGGGAAGGCCUGGCGUGCCCGGUGGGGCGCCCCGGCUAGUCUUGGAGCUCAUGUGGAGAACGCGAGAGGGCGCUACAGCAUCAGGGCGCCGUGCGGGCCAGGGUACUGAGGCGGGAGGAUUAGAUGGCAGCGGCAGAGGCAGUACACCACAUCCACCUCCAGAACUUCUCACGCUCUUUGCUGGAAACCCUCAAUGGGCAAAGGCUGGGUGGGCACUUCUGCGAUGUGACUGUGCGCAUCCGUGAGGCUUCCCUGCGUGCACAUCGCUGUGUGCUGGCUGCUGGCUCGCCCUUCUUCCAGGACAAGCUGCUGCUUGGCCACUCGGAGAUCCGCGUGCCGCCCGUGGUGCCCGCACAGACAGUGCGUCAGCUUGUCGAGUUCCUCUACAGUGGCUCCCUGGUAGUGGCGCAGGGCGAAGCGCUGCAAGUGCUCACUGCUGCAUCUGUGCUCCGCAUCCAGACCGUCAUUGAUGAGUGCACGCAGAUUAUCGCACGCACCCGUGCGCCGGGCACGCCCGCGCCCGCGCCCCUUCCCGCUCCCGUGCCUCCACCGCUGGCUCCAGCCCAGCUGCGCCACCGUCUGCGCCAUCUAUUGGCCGCCCGCCCUGCAGGGCACCCGGGCAUGGCGCACAGCCGUAAGCAGCGCCAGCCUGCGCGCCUGCAGCUGCCUGCGCCUCCAGCACCAGCCAAGUUGGAAGUAUCUGACAUCGACCCCACACUGGCCCUGCCUCUGGUCCCCGAGGACAGAGGUGAUGACGAUGAGGAAGAGACGGAUGAGAGCGAAGGCGAGGACGGCGAAGGCAGUGGUCCUGGAGAGGGCCAAGCACCACCUUCCUUUCCCGACUGUGCUGCGGGCUUCCUCACCACCACUGCAGACGGAGCGCGGGAGGAACCCCCUGUGCCCACCGGCCUCACUGACUACAGCAGUGCCGGUAGGGACUUCCUUCGAGGGGCUGUAGUGACUGAGGACGUGUUUCCAGAGAGCUAUGUAUCCGCUUGGCAUGAGGAGGACAGUGCCACUACCGAGAGCUGCCCUGUGGAGGCCCCUGUUCCGCCUGACUGCGUCCUGGCUGGAUCUCAUACUCCCAGCGUGAAGACCCCAGGGCCGCCUGUUCCUCUCUUCCCCUUUCACCUGGGUGCCCCUGGGCCACCUGCACCAGCCCCUCCCACACCACCAGGGCCAGCGCCGGGGCCUCCCCCUACCUUCUACCCCACGCUCCAGCCAGACGCUGCCCCCAACAUUCAGCUGGGGGAGGCUCCAGCUCAGCCUGCCCCUCCAACCACCGCGCCUUCAGUCACACCUGUUCGAGCCCCUGGUGGUGAGCCGCCAGCCUAUGAGUGUAGCCAUUGCCGUAAAACCUUCAGCUCCAGGAAGAACUACACUAAGCACAUGUUCAUCCACUCAGGGGAGAAGCCGCACCAGUGCGCCGUGUGCUGGCGAUCCUUCUCUCUUCGUGACUACUUACUCAAGCAUAUGGUCACACACACCGGAGUGCGUGCCUUCCAGUGCGCAGUCUGUGCCAAGCGCUUCACGCAGAAGAGCUCCCUCAAUGUGCACAUGCGCACCCACCGGCCGGAACGUGCACCCUGCCCAGCCUGUGGCAAGGUCUUCUCCCACCGCACACUGCUGGAGCGCCACCUGGCCACACACCCUGCACCCUGAUUUGGGCUUGGAUCCUGGCCACUCCAGUCUGGGAAUCCACGUACCCCUUCAUGGUGGACUAUACCUACUGCAUGACUGGUUGUCUGUCCAUUGGAGCCUGGCAGCUCCAGCAGCCACAGCUUGACUCUGUUCCUUCCAUCAUACCAGGCCCUUCUCGGAGCAUAGGCUCUCCUCCUUCCGACCCCUUUUCCUACACCUGACCUUGAGUGAGUCCAGCCCCACUGUGCCUCUCCUCUUGGAUACUAGGAGGAGGGGCAUUCGGCCUCCUCAGAACUGGAUGCCCUGAUCCCUGCAGCUGGUUCUGGACUUGUAUUUCUGGUAAUGGUUUGUGUCUGCUCUGUUCCCUGGUGGGGUGGGGUGUGGAAUGUUCCCCUACCCCCAUGUCUGGCUGGUGAUGUCCUGAGCAACUGUCUCUCUUGGGGGGUGCUUCAGAAGGCUCGUAUGUGCACCUAUCAUGCGAUGGGGCUGGCACUAGGAUUUCCCUCGCUGUAAUAAACAAGGUGAGCUGUGAGACA